UGCCCUCAGUGCGGCCUUAAAGAUCGAUGAGUCCGUUCCAUGCGUCUCAUUCCUAAGCCGUCUCUACGACUACCACCCGCGUCCUCCUCCUGCAGCUCCCGCUUUUCAGAUUCUAUAGUCUCCUACUACUGAAAAGCUCAAAACUACUCAAAGAACAUGUCGGACGAAGGGAAACUGUUCAUCGGUGGCCUCAGCUUCGACACCAACGAGGAGUCUCUGGCUUCGGCCUUCGGCAAAUAUGGCACCAUCGAGAAGGUGGACGUGAUCAGAGACAAAGAGACCGGGAAUUCCCGCGGUUUCGGCUUCGUUAAGUACGACAACGCCGAGGAUGCCAAAGACGCGAUGGACGGCAUGAACGGAACCACCCUCGAUGGCCGGUCAAUCCGCGUCGAUGAGGCGGGAAAAGGCGGCCGUGCUAGGGGAGGAUCAUUCGGUGGCGGCGGCGCCCCUCGUGGAAGAGGCGGAUUCGGCCGCGGAAGAGGCGGAUAUGGCGGCGGUGAGAGAAGCUACGGAGGCGGUGAGAGAAGCUACGGAGGUGGCGAGAGAAGCUACGGAGGCGAGGGACGGUCCGGCGGUGGUGGCCAAUACAGAUCCGGCGGCGGUAGCGGAGGCGGCGGCGGAUACUCAGGAGGCGGCGGCUACAGAGACAACAGAGGCCAGGGUGGCUACAAUGACCGCUCAUCUUACCGCGAUGGAUACGAAUAAAGCAUCCCCCCCCCCCCCCCCUGUAUCAAGAUCAUCACUUCAGGCCGGCUGUAUUUCAAAGAUGGCUCCUCCAGAUGAAGAAAAAAAAUGUCCACGUGUUUUUUGCUGACCUUAGUUUUGUAGUUCUGUUGUAUUAGCUCGAGCAUCUUUAGCACAAAAGAAUAUAGCCAUGAGGUUUUUUUCAUUCCUUAACAAAAACCAUGUUACGAUUUAAGAAGUUCAAGACUCUUUUUGCUUAAUUUGGAAAUAAAAGUUCGUUUUGUUAAAACUAAAAACAUGCAUCUGUAAUCUGAAUAGCUCUGUGAAAGUCCACAUUUUUGCGACUGAACAAUGGCUCGCCACGUGGCUUCUCGUUGAUUAGCCGCUAGCAAUGCUAAAAGACUUAGCACGUGAUUCCUGAUUUUUGAUUCCUUUUUUUAUUUUGUUCUUUUUGUAUUGAAAUACCCGACUCUGAAUAGUGUUCGCUUUGACUGCUUUUCCUUUUUUUGCCGAAUUCCCCUCUCAGUCUCAAUGGCCGACCACAUCUUGCCAGAUUUUAAACUGAGAGGAACGAUUUCCGAUUAAGCUUAGAAACAGACUUUUGGGGGGUUUGAUGCUAAAUUCCCGGUUACUUUUCCAACCUUAUUUUCCAGACUGAACCACACAUCCGAAAAGACUGUUCCUGAAGUUGCAUCCUGCAGCGUGCAACAGUCUGUCCUUUCCUCUGUGCUCUGCUCACCAUCUGCAUUUUAAAUGUGCUGUAAAAUGGACUAAUCUUGUUUAAGUGAUCGAAAAUGUAACUUCGUUUCCCCAAAGUAAUAACUCAACCGGGAUCGGUUUUGUACUUUUUGUUCUUUGUAUGAUCAACCGUUUUUUAAUUUCUUUGUCAGUUUGGCUUCAUUGAGCCUAUUAAACAUACUGUGGAAAAAAAAUAAAGAUACUCUAUACUAAGA
Eleginops maclovinus (Patagonian blennie) is the source of this 1637-nucleotide messenger RNA. RefSeq names its product cold inducible RNA binding protein b (gene cirbpb). Bases 157 to 705 code for a protein of 182 amino acids. The record is from RefSeq and is a predicted model, not a curated record. Gene Ontology annotation, biological process: positive regulation of mRNA splicing, via spliceosome. Gene Ontology annotation, cellular component: spliceosomal complex. Gene Ontology annotation, molecular function: RNA binding. The transcript has a single exon. NCBI's taxonomy places the organism in Eukaryota, Metazoa, Chordata, Actinopteri, Perciformes, Eleginopidae.